Oryzias latipes (Japanese medaka) is the source of this 2785-nucleotide messenger RNA. It is a transcript of the gene tspan5a, whose product is annotated as tetraspanin 5a. Lineage: Eukaryota; Metazoa; Chordata; Actinopteri; Beloniformes; Adrianichthyidae. Gene Ontology annotation, cellular component: plasma membrane. The record is from RefSeq and is a predicted model, not a curated record.
GUACGGAUCUGCGUGCGCGUUCCCGCCCUUCACAGGCGCGACUCGCCUAGAAAUAACGGAGGCUCAUUGUUCGGAAAAGCGGGUCGUUGCAGCCCCGCGGGCUUCUUCCGGUGAGUCUGAGCGCGUCUUGGAGGAAGGAGAACCGGAGCGGACGACGACGAUGGAUCCCCGGAGCGCUGACCCGGUUCCGUCCCGCCUCUAAACUAGCAGGCCGGCUCUUGUUGUGGUGGCGGCGGCGGCGGACGAUGCUCCAACAUGUCGGGGAAUCCGUACAAAGGAGGCCACGAAGUCAGCUGCUGCAUCAAAUACUUCAUCUUCGGCUUCAACAUCCUCUUCUGGCUGCUGGGCAUGGCUUUGGUUGGAAUCGGAAUCUGGGCCUGGAGUGAGAAGGGGGUUCUGUCCAACAUCUCCUCCAUCACGGACCUGGGGGGUCUGGACCCCGUCUGGCUCUUCGUGGUGGUUGGGGGGGUCAUGUUCAUCCUGGGCUUUGCCGGCUGCAUCGGAGCUCUGCGGGAAAACACCUUCCUGCUGAAGUUUUUCUCCGUGUUUCUAGGAAUCAUCUUCUUCCUGGAGCUGACGGCUGGAAUUCUGGCGUUUGUCUUCAAGGACUGGAUCAAGGACCAGCUCAACCUGUUCAUCAACAACAACAUCCGGGCCUACAGAGACGACAUCGAUCUGCAGAACCUCAUCGAUUUCACUCAGGAGUAUUGGGAGUGCUGUGGGGCUUUUGGAGUCGACGACUGGAACCUGAACAUCUACUUCAACUGCACCGACGGGAAUCCCAGCCGGGAAAAGUGUGGCGUCCCGUUUUCCUGCUGCACCAAGGACCCAGCGGAGGACGUGAUCAACACUCAGUGUGGGUACGACAUCCGAGCCAAACCGGACUCGGAGCAGAAGGACUACAUCAACGUUAAAGGCUGUGUGCCGCAGUUUGAGAAGUGGCUCCAGGACAACCUGACCCUGGUGGCUGGGAUCUUCAUCGGAGUGGCGCUCCUGCAGAUCUUUGGGAUCUGUCUGGCUCAGAAUUUAGUGAGUGACAUCGAAGCGGUGAGGGCGAGCUGGGUGCCCCCCCCUCUCUCCAUGCGUCGACUCCCACCGCAGUCCUGCAAGAAAUCAUCGGCCUACUACUCAUGAGACACACGUUUCUUUACCUAAAGCGGAGGCGGCGUCCGCCGUUGAACAGCCUCACGUUUGGAUGCGACCACGGAGCGUCACUGAUCACCGCGGCCUUCCACAGGAAGCAGCACCUCUGACCAGCCACUAACAUGUUCUGUGUAGACGAACACUGUGAGACUACUGACACCAGACGCUCCGCUUUUCACUGCUACCUUUAGAGAUUAGACCUUUGGAUACAUUUUUGAUAUUAGAUCAGUAUUUUAACAAAGAAUAAAGUCGUCCUUCAGGGUCGGAAAGGACCACGGACUGACGGGGUGGGCAGGGGGAGUGGGGUCACUUCAGGGUUUUUUCUGUCCAGCACUCAGAAAGCUCCUCGGUCUGAGCCGGAACCGCCUUUAGUCAUCGUCACGGUUCUUCUGGAUCAGUGUGGAGUCAAACUGCCGGUAAAGACCUGCAGGUGGAUGUGGAGGUCCGGGCUUCAGGGUCCAGGAUUUGGGGGGUGGGGUGGGGGUGGAACACUCUUAUUAUUCUGGUCUUUUUCGUUGUCUUUUAUGAUGUGACUUGGGUUGUUGGGCGGCCUGUGGCAGUCAGGACGGGGGGAGGGGGGGGGCAGGAUGGAUUUAGCCCAGUGAACAGUGAUGUGGUGUUGCCAUGGAGACCGCCACUCCUCCGCGGGGGUUUGUUACCGUCCCCAUCGCCCCGCUGGUUCUUUCCUCUGACCGCACCUCCAACCCGUGUGUGGGAAUCUGGGCAGCUCCUCUUUUUGUUUCUUUUUCUAACCGUUUUAUCGACACGUCGUCUGAAGUCGGACUGAAGGACAAAACGCAGCAGAUGCAGAAAGAGUAUUGUUGUUUCCAUGAUGCAGUAUGAACUCUGAUGACCAGGACGACAUCUGCAUGGACCACCUGACCUGGAAAUACUGGAAACAUUUUUUCAUGGAGUAUCCGAGUACAGCAGAUAACUGCAGAGGUUUCAGUAUUUUCCCCGUCAGCAGAGAUGUCUCCUGCUCGUCUUCAUGCGUCCAUCAUUCCCGCCUCGUCCGUCUGCUGGACGGUUCUCCGUAGAGGUCAGGCUGUCUGAACGUGCAGUUUCCUUCCAGCGGUAAAUGUAGGAACAGAACCGUCUUAUUUCUUUUUCUCCCUCACCGUUGAGAUUCAAACAGAAACUGUGCAUUUUAGUGAGUUGAAAGAUAAAGUUCUGUGAGAACAUUCGGGUCAAAGCGGGUCUGCCUGCUUUUAUGCUGUGGUUCUGUUUGUCAUAGACGUCGUGUUUCCUCUGAGGACGUCAGUCAAGUUUGAGGGAUCCGGGUCACAUGAUCCGGAUCAGACCAGGUUCCUCAGACUGGACUCUUCUGAACACUUGAAUGAAACAAAUCGGGCACUUUGACUCCAGAGUUUGUGUGAAUGAAGCACAUCUGUACUACUGAAUGGACUUUCCAAUGUUCCUGUGAAGGUUACUGUUACAUGAAGACGAGGUUUUUCCAGCGGACCUUAGCGGUCUCAAGUACAGGAAGUGAAAAGGGACAAAGGGUUUGUGAUAAUAUUUUUUGUAAAUGUGAUUUCCUGACAGUCGCACUAAUUUAGCUGAUCACUGUCCAAACGUGAACCUCUUUGCUUCCCUCAUGUUUGUCUUGUUCUGGUUUUUGAAUAAAUUCCUUCACCCACACUAA